UGCCGCAGACUUUCGAAACGUAGCGCCACUGGCGGUGUAGCCUAAAGCGACUGAGACACGUAUGUGUAAGCUCCGGCGGUAUCGUCUGCUGCAGUCAUUCCACACGAGGAAUAAAUGAAUGACACAGGAUAGCCAAGGUUCAGAGAAGCCCGCCACAACGUGACAUGGAGACGCGCAAGCGUCCCACCAGCGAGCAUCAAAAUUCCACCGGAGACGGCACCCUGGCUACAAGCGGAAACCCGCAGCUGGAGGAUGGCUGGGCUAGCGGGGAUGGUCACCACAAUGACAAAGACCAUGUUGGUGGUGUACGAGAAGAGUGGCGUAGCAUUGCACUCCUGCUGUUUCUGUACGUGCUCCAAGGCAUCCCACUGGGCCUCGGUUCAGCAGUGCCAUUGUUGCUUCAGAACAGGCAUGUCAGCUACAAGGAACAAGCCCUGUUCAGCUUCGUGACAUGGCCCUUCAGCGUGAAGCUCCUAUGGGCCCCCAUCGUAGACUCUCUGUACUCGAGCCGUUUUGGCCGGCGCAAGUCGUGGCUGGUGCCCACCCAGUACGCCAUUGGCCUGUCCUUCUUCUGGCUGUCAUCGCACGUGCGAUUCCUGCUGGGCGACGAGGAAGGCAGCAGCGAGACGCAGCCCAGCGUCCUCAUGCUGACGGUCAUUUUCCUGUCGCUAAACUUCCUGGCAGCUACUCAGGACAUUGCCGUCGACGGCUGGGCCCUCACAAUGCUCUCGAGGAGGCACGUAGGCUAUGCCUCCACGUGCAAUUCUGUGGGGCAAACGGCUGGAUAUUUCUUGGGCAACGUGGUCUUCUUGGCUCUCGAGUCUGCUGACUUCUGCAACCGGUACCUGAGGUCUGAACCUCGGAAGGAUGGCAUUGUCAAUCUUGAUGGGUUCCUGUAUUUCUGGGGCAUCGUGUUCAUGGUGACAACCACCCUAGUGGCCCUGCUGAAACACGAGCGGGAUGCAACUGCCACGGACGAGGACGGCCACCCUGAUCUGGACAUUGCUCAGACCUACAAGAUGGCACUGCGUAUCUUUCACCUCCCCAGUGUCCGCACAUUCUGCAUUUUUCUGUUCACGUGCAAGGUGGGCUUUGCCGUAGCUGACAGCGUGACGGGGCUGAAGCUCCUCGAGGCUGGCGUGCACCGGGAAAAUUUGGCCCUGCUGGCAAUCCCGAUGGUGCCCAUUCAGAUUAUGCUGCCACUGAUUAUAAGCAAGCAUACAGGUGGCCACAGGCCACUCGACGUGUUUUUCAAGGCCUAUCCGUACAGGUUACUCCUUGGAGUGGUGUUCAUGGUUCUCCUCCAUUGGACAUAUCAUGUCAAGAAUCCAGAUGGAACCUUCCCCAUUUACUACUACGCAAUCAUUGUUGUUGUCUACGCAGUGCACCAGGUGACCGUGUACAGCAUUUUUGUGUCCCUGAUGGCAUUCCAUGCAAGAGUGAGUGACCCCGCUAUUGGGGGAACUUACAUGACUCUUCUCAACACCAUCACCAACCUUGGCGGCAACUGGCCUGCAACACUUGCACUGUGGAUGGUGGAAAGCCUGACUUUCAAGAGCUGUGUUGGUGCCGCUCAGGGAUGGCUCCACUGUUCAUCCAAGGAAGACCUGGAUGCAUGUAGCAGCCAAGGAGGCACCUGUGAGACUACGAUAGAUGGCUACAACAUCGAGAUGGUGCUCUGCAUAGUGCUCGGUUUCCUGUGGCUCCUCUAUGCACGGCGGCGGGCGCACUGGCUGCAGUCCCUGCCACAGUCUGCAUGGAAGUGCACCUGAUCAUGCUGCAAAUGUGAAGCUUAGCACAAAAAACUGGAAUGAAAACUUCAAUGACAAGCUGUGGAGCUGGCUGCCACUUCUUCCAUCAUUCAUGUAUUGUGUAAAACGCGCAGUUUGGUUUGUUGUGAAAAGCUAUGCUGUGGUACUGUACAUUUGUUAUGUCAAAAAGCAUUCCAACAUUUUCAAAUGUCUCUGCACACAUUUACACUGUAUGAGCGUGAUCAUGUUUUCCUGAUGAAACAGCUUCAUGGCUGUCUUUGGGACUAAGUAAGAAGCGCAAAAAUUAUUGGAUUCCGUAAUUGCCUUAAAUUUUCUUUCCGCUCUCUUGCAUCCAGGAAAAAAGGUAGAAAAAAAAUUCCCCAAUGAUUACGAUGCUCCCUAAUGCAAAAUUUGAGCACAGCUGAUGUUUGAAUUGAAGAUGUCUUGAAUUCCACCGGUUGCAUCGCUCAUUGUUCAGACAGAAAGCGUGAACACUGGAACGUGCGACUCGCGCAGAGCACAUUGUCUAGCGGCCAUGGCGCAGACGAAGUAGUGCAUGCGCAGUGGGUCCGAAGCCCACGGCACCACUUUGUUUCGAUAUAUGGUAUCGGCGGCUGGGUGACGGCACACGCUACCAUGACGCCAUCUAGUAGCAGGUCGCUGCCGUAGAGCACGUCUCAUGUGGUGCUCUGCUUUCUUCCUUACUCUUUUGCCACACUCUCCUCCUCUGCUUUCCUCCUCAUCCUCCGCUUUUUUCCUCCUCGCGGUCUCUCAUCCUCUGCUCGUUGGUACUGCCAUUUAAACCGAGGCCGACGGCAAGACCGACGCGCAUCGAGAAACGGGUGCCUGAGAGCUGCGCUCUAAAAAUCUGGCAGUACCCAUCUUACGAUGAAUGUCGACAUUAAUGCGAUUAGUAUUGAAGCAAUGUAUCGACACACCAUAUUGCAACCACUGAAACGCAUCAUGUAAGAGGCGCAUCUGCAGCCGGUGUGCUCUGUCGCACUUCCCUCCGGACAUGCUGCGCCAUCUAGCAUUGCCGCAGCGAAAUACCCGCAUGACGUGCAUUUAAAUAUAUAUUCAGACAAGAUUUUCUGAAUAUAUGACGUGUUUGUCUCCGCCCACCACUGCAGAAAUUUAAAUGAUUUUUUUUUUUUUUUUGUCAUUGAAGACCAGCACACACCUAGUUGGUAAUACCAAACGACCCCAUUUGGCAUCAAAGACAUUCAUUGAAGAGCAUGCAUGGUGACCCAGAUUGGCAUGAAACAGGUUUAGUGAAGAGCGACACAUGCCUUGUGGCACAUACCUAGGUUCCUUCAUUUUCGGGUGAAACCUGAUAAUUCCCUAUUUUUUGCACCCCAAACAAAAUUUAUGAAAUUCGGGUUAAACUAGAUUUCUCCCCUAAGUUUGCCCUUUCGUAAAGAAUAAUAAUAAAUGCAAGUGUUGCAAAACUAAUGAACGCUGCCCACCUUUUGUGCAAGUAGUAAAUAUAUAUCAAUAUAUUAUUAUUAUUACUAAAUGAAUGCUGCAAAUGCCUUAUUUUCGCCUAAACUCCAGCAAGAACCGGCAUAUAUAAAAGUAUAAUAUAUUCAGUGUCUGCUGGCGUUCACUGAACGAAAGCUUGUUGCUCUUUUAGUUAGCCACAUUUACAUGAAUACGACAGUGGCGCAUUGCAUUGCACUUCCCACACGUCACAUACAUGCAUACAGUGGUAAUACACUUGGAAGCGAAUUAACGCAGUGCUGACGUCGCUCUGUGUUGCAAACGGGAGUUGUGAAAUUGAGACGGUGUUUACCUAACUACGCUACAUUCAAAGAAGGGUGGCUGAUUCAGUCUAGUUGGUACUUCAGUAAUUUUGUUGCAAGAGUUUAUAUCAGGAACGAGUAAAACAGGACGACAACAAACCAACAUGUCUAGGAUGGAGACAGAAAUGCUCAAGAUGUGUAUGAUAUAAUGUAUGUCAACAAGGGCUUGUGAGCUAAGGAAACGCAUCACACCUCCUGCGAAGCAUGCCCGUGUGCGCUACUUUCUGGUACUUUAUUCCUUUGUUAAGAAACUCGCAGUUUUGCCCAAAAGGUGAAGCAUUGAUUGCCAGAGCAAAUUAUUAGACAGCUAUAUGCAGUAAGGUGAAUAGUUUUAUCAGCUGUAUAAACUACCACAAAUGUUCACUUACUAACUAAAUUAACAAGCACGGUGUCAUGCGUGCAUAGGCAAACACAAACACAUCUCCCUCGAUGACCUCAGACACUCGCUGUCAGAACGCUGGCAUGAUGAUGAGCAGCAGCAGUGGUGAGCAAAUUCCCCAUCAUGCUGCUUCUUGCUUCAAUGUGAACUAGGCACGUGAUAACACAGCGCACAUGAAGCCGUCCGCUAUCCGGUCGGCUAAACUUCAAACCCACCACACAGAUUGCCUCAAAGAUAGGAUGCGCACAGCCUCGCCAUGCGGAGCCGCGGCCGGAGUAAAAGCGGAGACGCGCGUACCCUGCCCCCCCCCCCCCUUUCCUAUGCGCACACAUCUCCCCGCUUUCACCCUUGCACCCACGAAAAGUGAGCACGCACACUCUCCGCCUUCCUCCUUUGCUUGCACGAGAAGAUGCCGCCGCCCAAGCCAUCAUCCCUCUCGGCUCACCCUCACAUGGUUUCCCUCACACCUACAGCAUACGGUGUGUGGCCGUAAUCUUAUCGCACUUGUACUUUAUACGAAACAUCACACCGACGGCUGAAAUUCCCCCAGUAGUGUCCAUAUAAUUGCAAUCGCAAUAAACGUGCAGAGAACAGUGUGAAAAAAGAAUCGCCACACCCGUCUCUAUUUGUUGUUUUGUUUAACGUACGUCGGGUUUCUCUUAAAUGUAUAUUAAUAAUGCCUGACAAUGAGGAUUUAUAGAGAUGAGUUCAUCACAUGAUUUGCAAGCACCUGUCUUUGCCAUUGCAUGUUCCUUUGAGUGAUUUUGCUCGUUUGAAUACAACGCUUGUGUCCAAACGGAGACCACUACAUGUGUUAGUCAUUUGUAAAAGGUAAUUUUUUUUUAAAUAGCACCCAAUUUCUACCCCCAGAAUUUCAAAAAAUAUAAAACCCAGAAAUGAAUGUCCCUACUUAAUACCAACUUGAACCUAGUGGUUCAAGUUGGUAUUAAAGAGGUUCGUUGAAGUGUGGCACAUACCCAGUAACACAAGUUGGUGUGAAACGGCUUAACUGAUGAGCAGCACAUAACCAAUCUCGCAUAUCCGUGACCAAAAUUGGUCUGACGAUUGGUGGUUUCGAACUAGAUUCCUUCACCGUAGCAGCCCAAUGCUCUACCCGGUGACCCAAGUUGGCGGGGAAACAGUUAGAGACAUACAGCCUCCGAAAGUGCAUGAAGUACCCUAGCAAUGCUAUUCGCAUUAAAAAGUUAUCAUCGCCUAUUUUUAUGUCCACUGCAGGACGAAGGCCUCUCCCAGCGAUCUCCAAUUGCCCCUGUCUUUCACUAGCCAAUUCCAACUUGCACUGCAAAUUUCCUAAUUUCAUCACCCCACCCAAUUUUCUGCCGUCCUCGACUGCACUUUCCUUCCCUUGGCACCUAUUCUAUAACUCUAAUGGCCCACUGGUUUUCUGCCCUACGCAUUACAUGGCCUGCCCAGCUCAAUUUUUUUCUCUCUUACUGUCAACUAGAAUAACGGCUGUCCCCGUUUGCUCUCUGAUCAUUAAAAAGUAUGGCAGGGAUAAAGCUGCGCAUGGUACGUGUGUACACAAGCAUUGUCAUAUUCCUCAUGGUGGCCAUAAUGACAAAUCGGUGUUUUUGCGGAUACAAUAUCAAUACAUUUCUUUAAAACCACAUCCUGACAGAACGGACUAGUCUACCGGCUGAGAAUAGAGGGAAUUGUUUUACACUUCACGCCACUUCACGCCACUUUUGGGCAUACACAGUAGUUACCAUUUACAAUGCAUAUUGAACUGGAACACUGCUCCCCUAAAUCUGACAGUGCAGAAAAAACUUGUCAAACAAGUUUCAGACUCUUGAAUGUCAGAUCGAUUUACUGUGACAUAUUUAUUGAGAAUAAUAAAAAAUGUUGUUUCACA
Molecule: messenger RNA, 5805 nt
Organism: Dermacentor silvarum
Lineage: Eukaryota; Metazoa; Arthropoda; Arachnida; Ixodida; Ixodidae
Product: acetyl-coenzyme A transporter 1
Exons: 10
Coding region: 165-1772 (535 amino acids)
Cellular component (GO): membrane
Molecular function (GO): acetyl-CoA transmembrane transporter activity
Source: RefSeq, a predicted model, not a curated record